AUGACUUUAAGCCUGGACAUGAAUGGAUACUCAGAUGUUAUUCGCAAAUUGCGCGGUAACAGUAAUGAAGUCAUGUCUGGCUUAGAAAUCCUAUCAAAUUUAUUGAUUUUUGGUGGCGGAAGUGAUUUAGGUAAGUACAACGUUCAAGAGCUUUGUGCUCUUCUUGUUAACGUUAUUAGAUCUAACUACACUCUAAAACACAAAGAAUUAUCCGGAUUAUGCAUUCAUAACUUGAUCGAAACUCUUCCUCUAAGUUCAAAGUUCUUUAUUAUAUCCAAUGUUAUCACUGUUGUCAACAAAUGCAUUCUUGACCGCGAAUCAAACGAUCUUGUCGAUACAUGUAUUCAAAUUUUGAACUCAUUAUCCAAAAUUUCACCAGGUACAAUUGGCGAGAAGAUUGGAAUUGAGUGUUUUGUCUCGUGUUUCGAUAUACUAUGUCCUGCGACACAGCGAGUUUCUCUACAAACUUUGAUUAACGUUGCAAACGAACUUUUAGUUCCUUCUUAUUCAGAUUUUAUUGUUAACAUUUCACACAUCAUGUCAACAUGCGACGACAAAACACUUCCACUCGCUACACAAUCGUUUAUUUUGGUUUUACGAACUACAAAACCAACUUUUGUUCCACGUGAAGUUGCUCAUGACCUUAUUAUUUCACUUCCUAAAGUCACAGAUGACAACAACACUGUUUUUUUACUUAAAGCUCUUCAAGUUAUUUUAAACACGACAAAUUCAUAUGAUUUAUUCCUCGAAAACAUCGAUUUCUUCAACAACAUUUGUUACAAUCCAAACACAAUCCAAAAACGAACCGAAAUUGUUGGAAUCGUUUUAGACUUCAUUUUAUCUAUAGUUCCACCUCCAAAUCCACCACUUCCUAAGUUCCUCUGGCCAUACGAUAAGAAAACUGUAACUAAUACAAACGAAUUUACUAAAAAAAUUCAGCCAUUAAUAAUAAAUUUGAUAAAAGAUAGAUUGGGAUCAGAAGAUAAGGCUAUUUCUGCAUUAACAGCUACUCUAUGUAUGAACCAACCACCUUUUGACCAAGAAUUUGUUACUAUUAUCCUUGGAAUUUCACAAAAUCAGAGUUUGAUACCGAAUGUAUUAGGAAUGUUAUUGUAUCUUAAAGAUUUGGCUCCUUUCGCAGCUAAUGGCUUCUUAAACACUGUAGAUCCAAAGAAUCAACUACCAAAUCAAAGAAAUUGGGUCAAUAAAACGCUAAACAAGCUUAGAAAGCGCGUAGGAAUCAAAGCAGAGACAAUUUCACUAGAUAUAAACAUCAAAACAAUGGAUGACGUCAUUAAUUUGGCUUCACAAAACCUUCCUCCAUUUGAACUCAUUUCUAACGGUGUGGCCACGAAGCUCACAAAAUUUUUGACUACUUCUUUCCUUCCGAGGACACUUCCGGAGCCAUUUCUCCAAGCUUUGCAGAUUAUUGCUGACCAGAUGAAAAUUUCAUUGACAUUCUAUCAGCUGCCCGAAGAAGUAGAUCCUAUAGGUGAAGAUUUCGAUACUUUCUCCGAUUUUGGAUAUCCAAUUGAUAUAAUUUUUGAAGAUCAUACAUUUAAAGACAUUUCUGUUGACUUAACAACCGAUUUAGUCGCUAUAGAAGCAUGGGUGAACCAGCAAAUCAAUCCAUCAAUGGUCAAUGAAAAAAAUUUGAAAAGAGCAAUGAAUCGAAGCGACAUGUCAGGUAUUAUAUACUUCCAAGAGCAAAAGGUAAGAUCCUGUUCGACAUUCGGAUACCUUGCAAGGUCAUUUGGCCUCAAAGGAUACAAAGAAUUCACAUUUUCUUUGGAUGGCAAAGUUUAUCCGGCCUUGGAGCCAUUUUGGCAUGUUCUGACCACAGCAUACGAUAAUAUCGACUCAUUACUUGAUAAUCAUCCAACUUUUGUGCUAAAAGUUGGAGAUUGCCAAAGACCAAGCAGAAAAUUCAGAGAUAUACUUCCACAAAACUAUGGAAUACCAUUAGCAUUACUUUCUGCUAUCAAAAACAUCGCUCCGACCGUUGAUUGUUGCUCAAAUCAAAUUUCCAAUUUAAUGUUGCAGCAUUUGUCUUGUCCGUCCAUGUCUAGCUCGCUCUAUAACGAGGCUGUUAAUUUGUUUUAUUCCCAUCCAUUUUUGUUCAAUUUUGAGUCAAGAUUUAUUGCAUUUUUAAUUUCGUCGUUGGAUAUGCCAACUGUGCUACAUACUGUUGAGACACAGCUCACCAAAGUAUCAGACGACAGGCAGAAAGCGAAAAUCUUCAAAAUGAAAGUACAUGCGAACAGAAAUAAAAUUGUCGAAGACGGAAAGAAGAUUUUGCAGAAUUUGCCAGCGACAUUGAGAAUAGACGUUGAUUUCGUAGGGGAAAUGGGUUUCGGAAUUGGUCCAACUCAAGAAUUUUACACAUUAUUAAGUAGAGAAUUUUGCCGACCAAUUAGAGGAUUAUGGCGAAAUAGUGAUCCAGAAAGUGAGUUUGUUUAUAGCCCAAUGGGUUUGUUCCCUUCUCCUGUUGCAAAUCCGAAAGAAAUGAGAUUAUUUGGAAUUUUGUGCGCAAGAGCCAUCGCAGCCAAUUGUCUGAUAGAUGUUCCACUUAGCGAGUCAUUCUUCAAAUAUAUAACUUACAAUCUCAAGAAGAAACAGUCUGCAAAUCAAGUUACAAUAGAUGACAUUGAUCCGACCUUUGCAAGCUCUUUGAAUGACAAAGAAGGAUUGAUUGGACUCGAUUUCACUUAUCCUGGCCUUCCAAAUUUGGAAUUAAAGAAAGGAGGAAAAGAUAUCGAAGUUACCGCUGAAAAUGUUGAUGAAUACGUAUCAUUAGUCAAGGAAUUCACAAUAAGUGGCAAGAUUAAGGAUGUUAUGCGUGCUUUUAAGGAUGGUUUCUCUCAAAUUAUUCCUUAUGAUUCAUUAAGUUUGUUCUCGCCGAAGGAAAUCAUUAUCUUGCUUUGCGGAUCAACGGAGAAGUGGACUAAGGAGUAUUUGGCCGCAAAUGUCAAAAUUGAGCACGGAUAUAAUUCAAAUUCAGCCGAAAUCAACAACUUGUUCGAAAUUCUAUCGGAAAUGAAUGAUGAUGAGAGGAUGAACUUCGUGAAUUUCGUAACAGGAAGCUCGAAAUUGCCAAUUGGCGGAUUGGCCAAUUUAAGACCGAAAUUAACCAUCGCAAGGAAAGAUGAUGGUGAUAAUCAUCUUCCUAGCGUAAUGACAUGCACAAAUUACUUCAAGAUGCCGGCUUAUUCGUCAAAAGAAGUAAUGCGCGAAAAGAUUCUGUUUGCUAUAUCAAAUGGAAGAGGAGUUUUCUCAUUCUCAUAA
Molecule: messenger RNA, 3285 nt
Organism: Trichomonas vaginalis G3
Lineage: Eukaryota; Parabasalia; Trichomonadida; Trichomonadidae
Product: E3 ubiquitin-protein ligase trip12 family
Exons: 1
Coding region: 1-3285 (1094 amino acids)
Biological process (GO): protein polyubiquitination; proteasome-mediated ubiquitin-dependent protein catabolic process
Molecular function (GO): ubiquitin protein ligase activity
Source: RefSeq, a predicted model, not a curated record